Molecule: messenger RNA, 1399 nt
Organism: Megalopta genalis
Lineage: Eukaryota; Metazoa; Arthropoda; Insecta; Hymenoptera; Halictidae
Source: RefSeq, a predicted model, not a curated record
AGUCGGGCUUCGGCUCGUGAUCAACUACAUGCGUCGGUAUGUGUAGGUGCGACGACUUUAUGUUUACGUUUACAAAGAAAUGGGUCAACUUUUUUCGUGGAACGAGUACUUGUAGUAAAAAUUCUGUGUAUUUUUACAGCAGUGAAUGAUCACUAUAUCGUCACAAAAUAGAACGUUGCAUGGAAAGUUUGAUAACAGUAUUCGCAACUUAACCUGUUUCGACGCAGAGUGAGUCAAAUAUGUUUCGAAAUAUCGUUUUGAUUGAACGUGUAACCCACUGUGUAAUAUAACAACAGACUAACUAUAGAGCUCUGAACAACUUACAAGAUACUCGUCAUACUUGGACGAGCUGUGUUAUUGACGUAGUUAAAGAAUUAAUUACGGGAAGAAAUCUCCAAGCAUGGGCAUAUUAACAAAUGCUUAUGUUCUUGGCAUCCAAAGAGGUGCUUUGUUUGCUGGAAUAUUUUCAUUGGUUUUAGCCAUUUUCACUGUCUGCACAGCAAUAUUUGACCUUUAUUGUCUAUCUCAAGCUGCUCCAGGUUCAACGCAUUAUGGAUACUACAUGAUAUCGUAUGAAUUUGUAUAUGUAGGCAAUCAACAUGUUCGCAAUGCUCUCAUAGUGUUUGCUCUGUUCUCCAUGCUUGGUGGGAUAGUAGUUUUUGUAACAUCGUUAAUAUUAAUAACUGCUUUACGAAAGGAAUAUGAGAAGAAAAUGGUGCCUUGGUUGUACAGUUUUGCUGCGUUCAGUAUUUUUAGACUGUUUGCUUUUGUAUUCUUCAGUACAGUAAAUGACAUGAUAUUUGCUUACAACAUCAUGAUGUGCCUUCUGUGGUCUAUAUUUACUUGUAUCUCCAUCUAUGGAUGGUUAAUAGUGUACUCUUUGUACAUCGAGUUGAGCGAUCUCACAAGAUUGGAAGAUCUUGCACAUUUGAGAAUCGGUACCAUGCAAUCACUGAACGCAUCUACCACACAGUCCAUUACUGGUUCUCGACCAACAACACCUCACAGCGCGGUAUCAACAAUGCCCGCAACUUAAAUGGAAAGAUUUAAAUCUCCAUUAUUAUCUAUCUGCGGUAAAGACUCUAGAUAUUCGUUGCGGAAGUAGAUCAAGCGCAAACUAAAAUGUAUCAAGAUUAAUGUUGGAACGAUAUGGUCCUGUGAUGUUCAGACCCAAGUUCUGUGACUUAGGCUGCUCGCUUCCCUAGAUUCUGUCGUCAAUGUGGCAGCUGUCGGUUAUUACCACGUUAAAAGGUAACAAUCCAAUGUGAAGAUGCCUUUGUCAUUUAAAGCGAUAUUGAUGAAGAACGUGCCACGCAAAGCGCGGCACAUUUGCUAGUAUUAUGAUACUGCCUUAGCGCGAUGCGUAUUCAAUUCAAUCCGUCCAUUUUUAUUGAAGUCC